This is a messenger RNA of Cylicostephanus goldi, 420 nucleotides long. Lineage: Eukaryota; Metazoa; Nematoda; Chromadorea; Rhabditida; Strongylidae. The record is from the annotation of a GenBank genome assembly.
UUGCAGGUACACUACCUCACGUGCUCCCGCAGUGGUGAGCAAAAGGAGCGACCAAAUAAAAAAAAUCGUCGCCCUACUCGUCCUUCGAUAAAAUGUGGAAAAAACUGUAUGGCCUAUCUAAAGAUGAAGCAAAAUCCGACAGUUUCCGAACUGAAGAUUGAAGCGUGUUUGCAUCAUAGUGGUCAUGAGAUUGACGCAUCAAAAAUUCGAUUAGAGCAAAAUGAGUGGUGUCGGGUCAUACAACUGAUUCGAGAAAUUGAUGAAGGUUUGCUGCAAGUUGACAUCAAGCAUAUAACGCGGAUACGAGAAAUCCUUGGUAAUAAUGGCCGAUUCCGUCUGAUGACAGACGAAGGACUCUGCGAGCAACUUCCCAAAUGGAUAGAGCAGGUACUAACUCUUCACCUAUCGGCUAAUUUCUAG